This is a messenger RNA of Lachancea lanzarotensis, 1581 nucleotides long. It is a transcript of the gene ANR2, whose product is annotated as LALA0S02e00474g1_1. Gene Ontology annotation, cellular component: lipid droplet. Bases 1 to 1581 code for a protein of 526 amino acids. NCBI's taxonomy places the organism in Eukaryota, Fungi, Ascomycota, Saccharomycetes, Saccharomycetales, Saccharomycetaceae. The record is from RefSeq and is a predicted model, not a curated record. The transcript has a single exon.
AUGCAGCAGUACGUGAAGCCUUUCGACUUACGAUUCGACACAAAACCACAAAGUUUCAGAAUUUCAGAACCGUCCCAUAGGGUUCCCAUUAGUUGCAUUUUCCUAUGUCAAUUCGAUGUUAAAAAAGGCAACGAUCUUGUGUGGUCCAAAACCUCACCUUCAUCGCCGAAUAUACCAUUAGACAACUUAGAGUUCAAAAGUAUACCUUCUGGCAUACAUGAAAAGCAUAAAGACGUCGUCAGUUUUGUCAUUCGCAAGCAAGAUUCGUUCGAGGAUGUGUUUUACGGUGUGUCGUGCUUUGAACAGAAUGGAUUGGCUUUAAGUGGAGAGACAGACCAACUGGACCGGAGCGAAGUGCGUAUGUACUCGCUCGGCAUAGUGCUAGACGUAAAUUUUAGAUACAAGGGUGUGUCAAAAUCGAAAUACUAUGAUUGGAAGCCUAAUCAGUUCGUCAGCGCAGCAGAAUACAUCGACGACAUCCAGGAUCUUUUACUACAUUGGUCCCAGAAGCAAGCAAACAUUACAAGCGAAAACCUCAAUUAUGAGCUUUUUGAAACGUAUUUUGAGUCCAAUUGCAUAAAGCCGGAAACGGCAAGUUUGUCAUCGCCUAUUCUUCGGCAAUCAUGGCAAAGUUCAGCCACUUUCACGGGAUCCCCAAGGGUAUUGCAGGAUAAACAUCCUCACAUGCUGGAAUCUCUCACUCAAUGGUUUAGUUUCCUUGGCCCUCUCAUUUUCCCCCUCUGGAAGGCCGCUAUAGUACGACGAAGAAUACUGAUAAUUGUGGGGGACGGUGUUUCAUUUGAAAAAUGCAAUGCUUUGGUUUAUUGCUUGUCCAUUUUGUCGCUAUUCCCACACAAUAUCUCAGAUGGAGACCAUGAGCAACCUUUGCAACCUCUGUACACGAUCGGAAUUACAGAUAUUGAAGCUUUAAGACAGCAUGUUGCUCGAGCAAUGUCGAGUCAAAAUGACAAUUUCGAAAUCUCGGGGUUCGUUGCCUGUACCGGAGAUGCCAUAUUGGAAGAUCGGCCAGAGCUGUACGACGUUUGCUUGAGAAUAAAUGGUGACGAUUCAUUACCUCAUAUCAAAAGUAGCGAGGGCAAUACUAUCAAAGCCACACCACAUGAACUUGAACUUUACCAAAAGCUGGUACCCUCGUAUCUGGGAUAUGAGCUGUCACACGAAGAGGUGGAGAAAAUAAAUCAGUUGAUAGAACCAACGACUUGGUCUCAGUACGUUAUCGAUGGAUUUUACUGGUGGGCAACCGCAGGGUACAUGAAGCCAUCGUAUCACAAGUCUGACGAAGACCUCAUGACCGAAGUAGAUCUGGAACGCGACAACAUUGAAAUUGUCUUGUCGUUGGUUGGAUAUUUUCAUGGGAGAAUUUCAAGGCUGUAUGAUACUCUAAAAAAUGCUUUGGAAUCAGGCGAAGAAGAUAUCGUAACGGUCUCUCCUAUUUUUCUCACCGCAAAUUCUUUGGACUGUUUCAGCCAGGGAGACUACGAUUUCUUGAGUCUAGUGUGUCGACAUUGGUUCAACAGAGUGUUGCAAGUAAGGAGCAUUGAUUGCAAAUUGUUAUGUUGA